GAAAUUUUUUUAGAAAAAAAGGAUGGAGAAUUGAGUCACGCCUGCUGCUUUGAUUCGCCAUCAAAAGUGUGAAUACUGUUCCGUCUUGAAAAUGCCAGUGCGCUGAGGACCAGAAAGCGAGAGAGUGUGGGUCCCAACCCGUUGAAAACUUCAAGCCUGAGAGCGUGAGCGUGGAAUAAUAAUUCCAAUUUAGCCGUUAGACGUACAUCCGCUCAACUUCUUCACUUCCCCAAUCCGGCACUUCAUUCCACUGGAGUGUGUGUCUGUGAGAGCUUCCUCCUAAACUAUCUGCCCUUUCGAAUGGCCGAUUUCUCCUACCUAUCGGACACUGAUGAAUCGGCUGUCGAGGAGCUCAUCUCCCAAGCUCAAGAUCUCUGCGUUCUGGAGCAAGUCUCUGCCAUCAACUGCGCUUCUUUCUCCGACUCUUCCCUCCUCCCCACUGAUCUCGAGUCCCGUUUCCGCAAACUCAAGUCCUUCCCGCUCACUGACCCCAGACCAAAACACUCAACCCCUCCUCCGUACACGAAGAACGACUUCAACAACCAUGACAGCUCGGCUAAGGCGGACGGACUGUCUGGUAGUGGUAAACAGAAGGAUGCUGCGGUUGUCUCUCAUUCCAAACGGGGCCGAGAUGAGAAAUUGGGUUCAAGGCCAAGAUCACCAUCCGGGUACGACUCUUUGUCUCGUGGGUCCUCUGAUUUUUCGAAGGAAAAUGAGGCUUUCUCACCUUCCAAAGAGAACCCAAAUGGGAAAAGGGGUUCGGGGACAAAUACGAAACGUGGGUCGAUUUCAUCUCUUUCCAAUUCUUCCGAUUCGUCGCUGGAAAAUUUGAUUUCUUCGACUUCCAAGCAGGGCCCAGAUGAGAAAAGGCGCUCACAAUUAAAACCGCAACCAGGGUUGUUAUCUUCUCCUGUGGGUUCUUCUAAUUCGUUUUCAUUGAGGGACUCACCUUCUCCGCCUAAGAAAAUUGGUUGCUUCUGGUGUUCUCCAAAGAAGGCUACUCACAAUAAUAGUAAGGAAAAUCAUGGUACAGGUAUCGAUCUCGAUUGGGGCAAGAACGAUGAGUACUUAUCUGCUUCGCGCAGUUUUUCGACAAAACAGCAGCAAAAGAUGCUAAAGAAGGCAAUGAAAGAGGAAGAGAAGAUUAGCCGGGAGGCCGAAAAAAUUGUCAAGUGGGCUAAGCAGGCCUCUGCGAGGUUGAGCGUUUCCGGCAUUGAAGAUGAGCUAAGUGAUGAUUAGAAAGAAUUUCACAAAUUGGGCAUGGUUUUGGUAAAGUUUUUUUUUUUUUUUUU
Messenger RNA from Juglans regia (Persian walnut), 1292 nucleotides. Its product is annotated as hepatoma-derived growth factor-related protein 2-like. The transcript has a single exon. Bases 301 to 1239 code for a protein of 312 amino acids. The record is from RefSeq and is a predicted model, not a curated record. Lineage: Eukaryota; Viridiplantae; Streptophyta; Magnoliopsida; Fagales; Juglandaceae.